AACCGCACAGCAUGAGCCACGUCUGAAUUCUACAGGGGAAUCUGGGGGUCAUCCAGCAGGAAGCACUCGAAGGGUCAUAAAACACUCUGAAGGAUUGUGCGUGGCCAAUGAGCUGAUCUUCUCCGAGAAAUUCACCAGCUUGUACCAGAAGAUAUACAUUUCCUUCUACAUCAUUUGCCUCCUCGCUGUGUUUACUCUAUACUUCUUUAUUUACCGUUCCGUGGCAGAGAGAAGAGAAUGGCGACGGAAGCAAAAGUCGUUCUCCCAUUCGCCUCUGACGGCUGUGACAGCUGUGGUAGGCGUCGACAGCUGCAAUAAGCCGAAGGAUGUGUCUUGUCGUGGAAAUGAAACUGUGGAACUGGCUCCACAAAACAGCUCUAACGAAGCUUCCAACUCUGACAGUAAACAGAAUGGUAGUGGAAAUGAUUCCAGCGAGCCGACUGGUCGCACAAGACCUAGCUCCAACAAGUCCGCUGCAGCUUCGACUGCCUCCAAAAACUGUGGUCAUGAAAACGGGGUGGAAUCCAUGUCAGAUAAGAAAACAAACAGAGAAAGACGAGACUUUAACUUUCUGGCCAACAUCCGCACAGCCAUCAUGCUUUUCGUGGUCACUCUUGUAUUCAUCAUUAGCUUCUUGCCUGCUUGGCUCAUGGCAACCAACAUCAUCCACUUUGAGAUCGUCAUUUUUUACAUGCAUUUUAUCUACAACGUGGCAAAUCCUGUCAUUUAUGCCUUCAUGAACCAAUCCUUCCGAAAGGAGCUCAAGCGACAAGAAGAGAAACGAUUGAAAACAAAUCAAGAAAAGAUAUGA
Candidula unifasciata is the source of this 811-nucleotide messenger RNA. The record is from the annotation of a GenBank genome assembly. NCBI's taxonomy places the organism in Eukaryota, Metazoa, Mollusca, Gastropoda, Stylommatophora, Geomitridae.